This is a messenger RNA of Ceraceosorus guamensis, 2054 nucleotides long. RefSeq names its product DHH phosphoesterase. Gene Ontology annotation, molecular function: exopolyphosphatase activity. The transcript is spliced from 5 exons. Gene Ontology annotation, cellular component: cytoplasm. The record is from RefSeq and is a predicted model, not a curated record. Lineage: Eukaryota; Fungi; Basidiomycota; Exobasidiomycetes; Ceraceosorales; Ceraceosoraceae. Bases 372 to 1751 code for a protein of 459 amino acids.
UGCUGUCAGACAGUCAGAGUGUGAGUACCGCACAACAUGUGAUUGCCCCGCACCCAUCAAAUCGUGAAUCACAAUGCAGGGGGGACCAAAGCAAGAGAUCCGAGAUCGACAGGCAGCUUUCAGCAGCAGGGAGGGGCGCGCGGGGCAAAUUCACUCGUGACUCAAACUGUGGCUGCUGCCACACGGCCUCGCUUGAUCACGGCGAGCUUCGAGCAAUCAUCAUCGAAUCCAGAUCACUCGAUCGGCUUUUCUUCUUGUCUCGUCCUUCACACGCCCCCGCUUUUGGGUGGGAUCGAUCGUUUAUCCCGCCCGAUUACUGCUUCGCCUCUUGACGCAGUCCACCACAGCCAUCAUCCGCAAGUUAAAUCGAGAUGCGUCUGGCAAGCUACGCGCUGCUUGCUCUGAGUGCUGCGACGGCAGCUUUGAGUCUGCCGAGUCGGCAACAUCAGUUCCCCUUGGUCUUGCCUAGUCCUGCCAACACCAUCGAGAACAGCCGCGACGAGGCUUAUUGGGCAUCGGAAGAAGGAGUGGGUCACUUCAGUCAAUGGUCCAAGGCUCAAAAGCGCAAUUUCGUGGACGAUGUUCGGGAUGGCAAAGCGAGCGAGUGGAUCUUGGUGAUGGGCAAUGAAGGUGGAGACCUGGACAGCAUGACGGCAGCCUUGACCUGGUCUUAUCACCUCUCGCACCAACAUGCCGAUACGAACAAGACCAUCGCUCUCUUGCAGACUCCUAGAGAUGCAUUGGACCUUCGGCCGGAGAACAAGUUGGCGCUGAGAAAUGUCCUCAUGUCGCCUGGACAUCGUGAUCUCCUCACCAUCGACGAGCUGCCCUUGCCUGCCGAAGAGAUUGCGGAACAGCUGAAGAGCAUCGUUCUGGUGGAUCACCCCGCUCCUCUCAGCGUUUGGCAAAAGGCCAAAAUUCGCUCCAUCUUUGAUCAUCAUAGGGAUAGAGGAGCUGCUCCGGAUGCCAAGCCUCGCCUAUUUGAGGGCACCGCUAGCUGCACCACCAUCGUAGCCCGGACGAUGCUGGACGAACUAGAACGCCGAAAAGAGGGAGAGUAUCACAUGCCUCACGAGGUAGUCGAGCUGAUCCUCGACGCAAUCGCGCUGGACUCGGAUGGACUGAGCAAAGGCACGCCGGCGGACAAGUUCACAGCUGCAAGGUUGCUGAAGCGUAGCAACUGGAGCAAGCAAAAGCUGUACGAUGUGAUGGAUCGUCUGGACAGCGAGAUGAAGAAGGCGAAGAAAGAUCUGGAAGAGUUGGGCGUGCGGGAUCUUUUGCGGCGCGACUGGAAAGGCGACUUGGUAGAGACGCCUGAAGGCAGACCCAACGUCCAUCUAGGUUUGGCAUCCAUCCCAAUCUCCUUGGAGGACCAAAUCGAGCGAACGUUGCACAACACUACACAAGCCUGGUUCGUCACGGAAGAAAAGUGGUCAGAAGAGAUCGGUGCGGACAUUACGUUGGCUUUGAAUUCUUUCAAGGAGCGCGACUCGCACAACAAGAAGAUCAAGACGAGGGAGAUUGUUCUCGUCGUUCGUCCCAAUGACAAGUUGACGGAAAAGGAUUCGGACGAGCUCUUCCAGAUCAUUUCGAACGCCGUCGAGCAGAGCCCCUUUUUGGAUGCUCAGCCUUGGAAGAGGGCAAAGGAGCUCACUGCGAGACAGAUGGUCUGGACGCACCACAUCGCUAGCGGAGGAAGGAAGCUGAUUCGACCCAUCGUCGAAGACGCCGUCGCGGCUUGGCGUUUGUAAAAGCUGGUCGUGCUUGGCGCGUACCUUCGAUUGCCGCCGCGUUCCGCUCGUCCUCGAAGACGCACACACACACACGCACGCACGCACGCACGCACGCACGCACGUCCCAAGACACUUUUGUGUGCCAUUUCGGGAAAAUUUUCCCCCGAGCACAUCGUCUCGUCGCACUGGCUCUCACCUUCUCGACAAAGAGACGAGCAAACUCCACACUGCCACAAACACACGAUGUCUAACGAGGAUGCUCUUAGCGCCGAAGUCGCAGCUGCAUCAUCGCUUGCCUGAUAAGACAGCACGCGUUCAAAG